AUGUCUUCUCACUCUGUAACAAGCUACGAAGCAUAUUUCAAAAGAGGGAUUGCAUCAACGGAUUAUCGUGAUGAAGUCGAUGAUUAUCCUGUAUACGAUGAAAUAGACAUGAAGGAUUUUGAGUACAACAGCACAGACAAAACAUUCUACUAUCCAUGCCCUUGUGGCGAUAGAUUUGAGAUUUCUCUUGAUGAUUUGAGAAAUGGAGAGAUAAUAGCAAAGUGUCCGUCGUGCUCUCUAUUGAUACGCAUAGUUUACGAGCCUGAUGACUUGGAAAUGCAUGAAUAA
Messenger RNA from Ordospora pajunii, 288 nucleotides. Its product is annotated as CSL zinc finger. NCBI's taxonomy places the organism in Eukaryota, Fungi, Microsporidia, Ordosporidae. The record is from RefSeq and is a predicted model, not a curated record. The coding region runs from base 1 to 288 and encodes 95 amino acids. The transcript has a single exon.